Molecule: messenger RNA, 1002 nt
Organism: Glycine soja
Lineage: Eukaryota; Viridiplantae; Streptophyta; Magnoliopsida; Fabales; Fabaceae
Exons: 2
Coding region: 8-742 (244 amino acids)
Source: RefSeq, a predicted model, not a curated record
AAUCCUUAUGUGCAACAACUCUGGCUUUGGAUGGGACCCAAUUGGAAAAACUUUCACUGCUCAUGAGGAUGUAUGGAAAGAUUACUUAAAGUCCCACCCAAGUCACAGCAAACUUCGAGGAAAAAGUAUGGUUGAUUAUGAGUAUUUGAAGAUCGUUGUUGGGGGUGGAGUUUCUAGCGGGAAUAAAUCUAUAUCAGUCGAUCCAGAUGAUACUGAUGCAACAACUUUUGAGCCAGAAAAUAGAACUGUUGGGAUAGAAGAAUUUUCAUAUGAUCCUAAUAGUGAUACAUUCAUAACACCAAAUAACUAUGAACCAGCAUAUCAGCCUCCAUCACCAAACCAACCAAGUCCACCAUCCCACCCCCCUUUAGAUUCAGAGGUUCCCAUAGAAAAACAAAACUGUCACAAGCGAAGGAGAUCCGAGUAUGGAGGGAGUUCAAGCGCUGUUGGGAUCAACAAUCAAGGCAACGUUCUGGAAAAUCUUUCUGUUGGCAUUGGGACUAUUGCUGUGAAUUUUGAAAAAAUAUCCAACAUGAUGGAGAAAAGAGAAAAAGAUAGAGAUAGAGAUAGAGAGCUUGAGGGUAUUAUUUGGGAUGUUAUAAAAGAAAUUCCAAAUUUGGAUGACAUAACGCGUUUCAAGACAGCUGAAUUGUUAAAUACUAAAGCAAAAAAGGAUUUUUUCUUGAAGAUGUCACCGGAAGAACGCUCAUCUUGGAUAAACUUUAAGUUAGGGAAUAAUUAAUAUUUUGAUCAUCUAUUAUUAACAUAUUAUUUUAAACAUCGUGAGUUUGUUGAACUAUAUCUUUUGGGUCUCUAUUUUGGUUGAAGUAUUUGGUUUGUUUUUUGGUCGAACUAUUAUGGUUGUAUUUUGGUUGAAAUAUUUGGUUUGUUUUUUGGUCGAACUAUUAUGGUUGAAGUAUUUAGGUUAUAUAUUUUGUGAAAUUGUUGUGGUUAAACUUUAGUUAUAUUUAUUUUAUAUAUGAAUUUGUAUUAACUUUGAUA